Pelmatolapia mariae (spotted tilapia) is the source of this 2015-nucleotide messenger RNA. RefSeq names its product sorting nexin-16-like. NCBI's taxonomy places the organism in Eukaryota, Metazoa, Chordata, Actinopteri, Cichliformes, Cichlidae. Gene Ontology annotation, biological process: endosome to lysosome transport; protein targeting to lysosome; early endosome to late endosome transport. Gene Ontology annotation, cellular component: extrinsic component of endosome membrane; late endosome; early endosome. Gene Ontology annotation, molecular function: phosphatidylinositol binding. The coding region runs from base 313 to 1155 and encodes 280 amino acids. The transcript is spliced from 9 exons. The record is from RefSeq and is a predicted model, not a curated record.
GUUUGGAGAACUUCAGACAGUUGACCCUGUUUUCCAAGCAGCCCUCUGAGCGCAUUCAGAAUCCCAGUACAAAUAUGGAUAACAGCGAGGCUUUCAACAAAUCAGGUACUAUGAUACUGCUUACGUGGAUGUCACCCAAACUGCCUUGUGUUUUUGAUGAGCCAGCAAGAGUAUGGAGUGAGACAAUCCCUGCACAGAUCAGGUGGGAAACAAAGCUUGAUUCUAUAAAACCCUGUGCUGUAGUUCCUUCACCCGCUCUGACUCACUGGAAAUGUUUGCACUGAUCCGCUUACGUCACUAAGACCACCACAGAUGGCUAUUCCAUUUACUCCAGUACCUUUUCCAGUGGACCGGGUCAGCGUGAGCAGGUCUUGUUGCAAAAGAGCUUCUCCCAUACAUAUCGACUCUUCAUCUGCAAACUGUGAGCACUCACCUCCUAAAAGCAGAGGAGAUGGUCCCACUGUAGAUCCUACUGUAGAUGAGACUUGUGGGAGACCAAGAGGAGGCCUGACAGAUGGGCCAUCCAGACAGCACAGAGGUGAAAUGAGCUAUGGGGAGAGCUGGAUGGAGAGACCCAUUAUUCUGACACUGCUCGGCCACGAGAUCUUGGAGGAGAGGGCAAAGUUCACGGUUUAUAAAAUCCUGGUGGCGGGGAGUCAGGGAGACAGCUGGGUGAUCUUCAGAAGAUACACAGACUUCUGCAGGCUCAGUGACAAGCUUCAAGAGCUUUUCCCCAGCUUUCAUCCAGCCCUGCCUCCUAAGCGCUGGCUCAAAAACAACUAUGACGAGGAGUUUCUAGAAGGGAGAAAGGCUGGACUGCAGACCUUUUUGGAGAACCUAGUGUUACACAAAGAAGUCCUCAGAAGUGAAGCUGCAAGACGCUUUCUGUGUUUGGUUGAAGCACCGAGUCCGUUUGACAGCCUGGAGGAAAGCAGGGCCUUUUGUGAGAGUCUCGAGGAAACUCACCUUCGUCUUCAGAGUGAACUCGCGGACAAGCAGAGAGAGGCCGACAGGCUGAAGAAGACUUUGGAGGAGAGAGAGAACCGUCUCAACCUGCUGCUAAAAGAAGCCAAAUCCCUGUCACUUUCUGCUGAGAGCUUUGAAGCUUCAACAAUCUUCACCCCCACAGACAGUGACACAGAGGACAUGCAGUGACUGACAUGGACAAAGAAACAAACUGUGACAGUGACAUGUGCAAGUGGUCAUCAGACAUCCUGCUGGUUCCUCUUAAACCCAAGUCCACAAGAAAGUCUAUGAUGUGACCACCGCAGUGCGAAACAAUCUUUGGAUGCAGUUUAAUCUAACCCCUGCCAUGCAUAUGUUUAUUUGAUUCUUUUCAGGGUGUCAUUAAGAGUACUACCUCAAAAUACCAAGCACAUAGAAGUCCCAUAAUGUGUAUAUACUACAUAUUAUGCUGCCUAAUGAGGGAAAAAAUCUAAUAGAUUCUAAUACUAUUUAUUUUUAAUUUCUAAGCAAUGUAUUCAAUUCAUUUCGAUGACAAUGUUUCAUUGAUCUUGAAUUUUAGUGUACACAAGCUCUUUUUGAAGCAUAGGAAAUAUGAAAAAACAAAAUGACCACAAGGGGGCACUGUAAUACAAUAACAGUUUGAGAAAGCAAACAUCUGAGUGAGAGGGACACUGGGAACUUGAUGUUCUGUUCUUAUCUCGCACGGGGACAUUUCUGUAAGAUUUAAGUGCAGAGAAGCACAAAAGCUGGGGAGAGAUGUUUUCCUCUUGAGUAGUGAAUAACAGCUCGCAAUCAAUGAAGGAAGCCUGUGUGAAUGUGUGUGUGUGAGAGAGAUCCACAUCCAUCCAAGUAAAGCCUCAUUCAUGCGCCCUCGUUAUCACACUGAAUGGCCAUGUUGUUUCCUUUCACUCAUUCUGUUUGAGUCACUGAAUAAAUCAGAUAUGUGUGGCUUAUCCGAGGUCAUGAAGGCUACUUUUAUGCUUCUUUUAUGCCGCUGUGAGCAGGUUGGUGCUUAAUUAUUAGAUUUGUACAAUGAAAACAUUCGACUG